This is a messenger RNA of Funneliformis caledonium, 276 nucleotides long. The record is from the annotation of a GenBank genome assembly. NCBI's taxonomy places the organism in Eukaryota, Fungi, Glomeromycota, Glomeromycetes, Glomerales, Glomeraceae.
AUGGAGAAACCACCAGUACUUAUAAAUGAUAGAGCGGUGCUAAACAUAGUAAAUGACCACAGAAAAUACUCUCCUCUAAAUGAUCAAGACCUUCGUGAAAUACUCCAGCUAUUCCUUUACGGUCUUGGUAGUGAAACAGAGGAUCCAUCAAUGGAAUCAUUGGCAGGACUUAUGGCAGAAUUAAAGUCUCGCAUUGACAAUACUCCUAUCAAUUUACUUUCAAUCGAAGCCACGAAAUCAAUAUACAUCUAUUUGUACCUGCUUACUGGAGUAUAA